AUGUGUGACGUACUUAAAGAAUUGUCAUAUUUAUCUCGUGAAUUACAAAGUCAUUCAAUUACAUUGUCGCGUGCUGAUGAAUCAAUUAAAAGAACAAUCAGAGUGAUUGAUUCUUUUAAAACCAAAAAUGGAGAUUUCAUGUUAGAAGCUUUAACUGCACAAAAAACUAUGAUAUUCAAAACCAUAGUUUUAUCUAGUAAUAAAAAAGUAUGCUAUUUAAACCAUAAACAAUUUUUGACAAGUUUAUGUACUAACCUUAACUCACGUUUACUUGAAACAAAUGAAGAGGAAUCUUGUAUUUUAAAUGAUAUGCAAAUUUUAAAUGAACAUACAUGGCCUUGUACAGUUGAAAAUAUAAGAUUUGGCGAAGAUGAAAUAAAGAGAUUGACGAAUAGAUUUCUAUUAAAUACAGAUAAUGCAAUUCAAGGCUUUCGAAAAUAUAUUAACAAUAAAAUUAUCAAUGACGAGUUAAAAGAAUUGGACAUUUUAAUAAAAACAUUUCCAGUUUCAACGGCUGAAUGUGAAAGGGGAUUUAGCCAAAUGAAUUUAAUAUGUUCAGAUCUCAGGUCUAGAUUAUCCGUUACUAACAUUUCUAGUCUAAUGUUUAUAAAUAUUAAUGGACCACCAGUUGCAAUAUGGAAUCCAACAAAUUAUGUAAAAAGUUGGCUGAUCAAACAUAGAUCUACACAUGAUAACAGAUCUCGAAAAGUUGCACAGAUAAAAUUAAAUGAAGAAAAGGCUAGUCUAUGGAAAAUUUUAUAA
Messenger RNA from Aphis gossypii (cotton aphid), 762 nucleotides. RefSeq names its product E3 SUMO-protein ligase KIAA1586-like. The record is from RefSeq and is a predicted model, not a curated record. Lineage: Eukaryota; Metazoa; Arthropoda; Insecta; Hemiptera; Aphididae. The coding region runs from base 1 to 762 and encodes 253 amino acids. Gene Ontology annotation, molecular function: protein dimerization activity. The transcript has a single exon.